Ceratotherium simum simum (southern white rhinoceros) is the source of this 1961-nucleotide messenger RNA. NCBI's taxonomy places the organism in Eukaryota, Metazoa, Chordata, Mammalia, Perissodactyla, Rhinocerotidae. The record is from RefSeq and is a predicted model, not a curated record.
AUGCGGGCCAGCUACCCGGUUUGGACCUACCAGCCCCCACCAAAGGGUGGGCCGGGGCCAGGCCGGCGGGCUCUCUGGCGCCGGGGCCGCCGCCUCCGGGAGCUGGCGCUAAGUGCUGUGCUGGAAUUCUGGGUGUGGCUGCCCUCUCCGCGCCGGGUGACCCUGGGCUUCCCAGCCCUUCCAGAGGCAGGCGCAGAGAAUGGACUUGCCGUGCGCAGGCUGUGGCAGACACGCACCAAGGGUGGAGAGUCAGCCAGGCCCCAAGUGGCCUGCCAAGAAAAAGUGGUCUGUGAGCAGAUCCAGGGGUGCCAGCUCAAACAGAUGGGCUACUACAGCAGUGGGUACUACGGGACGAGGCUAGCGACAGUGACAGUUCUCACUCUGCAGACCUUUGAGCUCUGGCCAGGAAGGGGGCAGCAGCUGCUGGCCUCAAACCUCUGGUGGUUUGAGGAAGUCCCGGGGAAAGAUUCAGUCACGCGGGACAUGUAUGGAGUUUUGUGGGUGCAGUUUGGGGCCCGGUGGCAUAAACUGAGCUUCAGGCUUCCAAGAAAGACGGUGUGUGAGACUCCCUCCUCCGUCAGCUGCCCCAGACCCCUGCCUGAGCUGCUGCCUCCAGACUGUGACAUCUUCAGCCUCACCCUGAAUGUCAGGGCCAGUCUUGAUGGGGGCAGAGGUAGCUGCCCUGAGCAUGGUGGAGCCGGUAGGGAAAGGUGUCCCCAUGAAACCUCCCUUCCUAAUGUAGGCCUGUUUCUCCUUAGCAACCAACAGAUGCGUGGAAAGACGGCCUCUCCGAAGAGCCCUGUGUCCUGCACAGAGAAACUAGACAGGGUUCAGGCACCCCUGGACUCCGGUCUGCACUGGCCCGAAGGCUUGAAGGGUGAAGAGAUAAAGAAGUUCAGCCGAGAUGCGACAUUACUGAGUAAAUACAACCAGCAAUACCACAAGCUGUUUAAGGACAUCCCCUUGGAGGAGGUGGUUCUCAAAGUGUGCUCCUGUGCCCUCCAGAGGGACCUCCUCCUCCAGGGCCGGCUCUACAUCUCCCCCAACUGGCUCUGCUUCCAUGCCAACCUAUUUGGCAAGGAUAUCAAGGUGGUCAUUCCCGUGGUCUCUGUGCAAAUGAUCAAAAAACACAAGAUGGCGCGGCUCCUUCCCAAUGGCCUGGCCAUCACCACCAACACCAGCCAGAAGUAUGUCUUUGUGUCACUGCUCUCCCGGGACAGUGUAUAUGACAUGCUGAGGAGGGUGUGCACCCACCUACAGCCUUCCAGCAAGAAGAGUCUGAGUGUAAGAGAAUUUCCAGAGGAACCUAAGUGCCAGUCUCUGGAAGUCCUCAUCCCUGAGAUGAAGUGGAGAAAAGUGUGCCCUGCAUCUAGCUCCCUGUCCCUCCCAGACAAUAUCUCUUGUGUCCCUCGGGCAUCUGUGGACUCCACAGACGGCUUCUUUCCCUCCAGGAAGCCUCCAGAGUCUGAAAAUGCUGUCUGUGAGGAGGAGAAGCUGGAGAAGGAGCCCAGGAGCGAUGGGGAUCUGAGGCUCUGGGAUUAUCUGCUCCUCAAGGUCGUCUUCGUGCUGAUCUGCUUCUUGGUCAUGUCCUCAUCCUAUCUGGCAUUCCGUAUCUCCCAGCUGGAGCAGCAGUUAUGCUCACUGAAUUGGGAUGGCCCAACCCCUCGGCACAGGUAACAGCUACUUGGCCUUUGUCCCCACUCGUCCAAGAAGAAUGCUCUGGGUGCUGAGGUUCCACCUACGAUCCCCUUGGUUUAUGCUGCUGCUGCUGUGCUGAGACUGAGUAUGAAGGAAAAUAUUCCAGAUCCCUCUUCCUCCCCACAACUCUUCUCCCUCCUUGAAUGAGUGAUCUGAAGUACUCGUUUACAAAGCUCCUGUAAUUUUGGGACUCAGACAAAAAGCCAGAUUUUUGGAAACAGCUGCGGAAUUCUGUAUACUAAGCUUCAGCAACCACUUAAAUG